Molecule: messenger RNA, 1494 nt
Organism: Fulvia fulva
Lineage: Eukaryota; Fungi; Ascomycota; Dothideomycetes; Mycosphaerellales; Mycosphaerellaceae
Exons: 3
Coding region: 1-1494 (497 amino acids)
Biological process (GO): peptidyl-proline hydroxylation to 4-hydroxy-L-proline
Cellular component (GO): endoplasmic reticulum
Molecular function (GO): L-ascorbic acid binding; procollagen-proline 4-dioxygenase activity; iron ion binding
Source: RefSeq, a predicted model, not a curated record
AUGGCCAAGCGGAAGCGUAACAAUAAACCGCCGGCGGAUGCAGCAGCAGCCUCAAAGAAGCAGGCGGCGGGCACAGGCAUUCGAACGCCGCCCUACGAAGAUACACACGUGGAGCCCACUAUUGCAUCAGCCGUAGUGUCGACAGAGGAUCUCGAAAUCACAGUAGAAACGCUACAGACGUUGACGGCACAUCCUAGCGUCAUCAAGUCGAAAACAUGUAAGGAUGUACGUACGGCUGUGUUCAAUUUCCGCCACGCUUGUACAACGGGUCAGAAUGCUGUUGAGGGCAACAGCCUGACGGCUCGAAUCUCGGCCGCUUUGUCUGAUACCAAAUUCACCGAUGCCAGGGUCUUGCUCGCAGAGAUGCGCAUCCGCAACGAGACUCCCUCCCUUGGCGCUUUGUGUCGCUGGGUUCGUGCGCUGGAUGUCAUCAGUGGUCUCGCGAUCCAUGUUGAGCCCUCUACUAUGACCGUCGCUGGACUUUCUUCUCCUAGAGACCAAGAGCUCCGGCAAGUACUCGACGCUGUCCUCCGUGUCACUGGCCCGACAGACCCCACCCCAAUAAACAUCACAGCUGAGCCUGGCACCAUCGCUCUCCAAAGCACAUGGGACCUACGAGAAAGGCAAACGCCCACAAGAUUGACACGUGCCAGCGUGGAAGAUGGGAGCAUCUUCAAAUCGUGUCCGCCUAGUCUCAAGAACAAAUUCCGCAUUGUCGAGACCACGUCUGGUGCACAGCGCAAGCCUCCGAAUCUACAUCCCGCUGUCCUCUUCGCAUCACAAAAUGCUACGAUCCCGCUCGACAACGGUCCAAAGACAACAUCAGUACACAAGCACCCAAUCGUGCCGAAUCUACGACUAAUCAAGGACGUCCUCUCGCCCGAGGAGUGCUCGUCGAUGAUCGCCGCGGGUGAGACCAUGGGCUUCAUCCCUGAUGCGCCAAUCCGGCAAGACGAAGACACGAGUAUUCUGGCACACAACUUUUACUGGAUUGUGGAUCAGGUUUUUCAUGAUAGAUUAUGGGAGAGAGUGAGUCCAUUCGUGCCGGAAUCAGUCACUGGGAGGCAGGUCCGAGGUGUUAACAGGAGGUUCCGCGUGUAUCGAUAUGUCCCUGGUGCCGAGUAUCGAUGCCAUAUUGACGGCGCCUGGCCCCCCUCCGGCCUCGAUCCAAUAACCGACACCUACCAAUACGACGCCUCCCCACCCCACGCCCUCCAAUCGAGUCUAUACACCUUCCUAAUCUACCUCAACGACGACUUCCGCGGCGGCGAAACGACCUUCUUCCUCCCCAGCGGUGGGCGGGAAGGCGUCAUCACCGCGUAUCCCGUGCAGCCGAUUAUGGGCAGCGUGGCGGUGUUCCCGCAUGGGGAGGCCAAGGGGGCGUUGCUGCAUGAGGGGACGGGGGUCGUGGAGGGGACGAAGUAUGUGAUUAGGACGGAUGUGGAGUAUGAUGUUGAUGUUGGUGUUGAUAGUGCUGGGGGGGGGGGGGGUUGA